Messenger RNA from Caenorhabditis remanei, 2859 nucleotides. RefSeq lists its product as uncharacterized. The coding region runs from base 1 to 2859 and encodes 952 amino acids. The transcript has 9 exons. NCBI's taxonomy places the organism in Eukaryota, Metazoa, Nematoda, Chromadorea, Rhabditida, Rhabditidae. The record is from RefSeq and is a predicted model, not a curated record. Gene Ontology annotation, biological process: dephosphorylation; regulation of autophagy. Gene Ontology annotation, molecular function: metal ion binding; protein phosphatase binding; phosphatidylinositol-3,5-bisphosphate 3-phosphatase activity.
AUGGAUAUCCCUGGAUCCAACAUGACCGGCGCUUCAACCGAGGCAAUGGAAAUCGGUGGUCGUCGGGGAGAGCGUUACGAUUCAGACCGAACAAAUGAGGAUUUAUCAUACAUUGCGAGCCCUGCUAAUAUUGGGGCAUCGUUCGUUGAUGUACAAAAUGAGCAAACUGUGACGGCGGAUUCAGUGAGAGCGAUUGUACAUGAGCAAAACUACGUAUUCGGAAUGGCGUCAUUAACAGAAGAAGUAGAAGUUACCAUUAAUCCAGAUACGGAUAUCGUGUUACUACCUGGAGAAGAACGUGUGAAAUACAACAAUAUGUUCGAAUGGCAAAUCGAAUCAGGACUCAUCUUUGUGACAAACUACAGGAUAAUAGUGCUCAAAACUGUCGAUUGCACAAAACGGUUUUUGGUAUUUCCAUUACAAGAAAUUGAACAAUUCGAUCUUUCCAAUGACAAUGUGAUAACAGUUUCGAUGAAAGGUGGACGAUCAUUCAAAUUUCAAUGCAAAGGUGAAGAUCAUACGGGCCUGCAUAAACUCGUCUCCCCUGCUCUCCACCGGCUGAAUCGUAAUAUGAAGACACUUUACACCUCGAGGCCACAGGACUGGGCAUCAAAAACUGAAAGCAAUCCAAUGACCGCAUUAAACCCGUUUGCGUGGAGGUUUUCCGAAGCAGUUGAUGAGCUCGAUAGGAAAGGUCAACUACCGUCCUGGCUGAAAAGAGCUGAUUCGGUGGCUAAUGAGAUAACCCAUAUCGACUUCAAUCGAUUAGAAAUGUCUGAACACUUUCAAAUUUCGAGUGUCAAUGAAAAAUUCGAAGUUUGUCCCACUUAUCCUGAGAAAGUGAUAGUUCCAAAAGGAAUCACAGACGAGGAUAUCCGAACAGGUGCACCAUAUAGGUCUAUCGGCAGAUUUCCCGCAGUUAUCUGGAGGUGCAAAAAGACUCGAGCAGUUUUAAUUCGCAGUUCACAGCCUCAAGUUGGAAUUUUAUCAUGGAGAAAUUAUACGGAUGAGAAACUUGUGGAAGAAAUUGUGAAAGCGACUCGAGUCGAAGGAGAAGAAAGGAAACAAUUCAUCAUCAUGGAUGCUCGAGGAUAUACGUCUGCAUUUGCGAAUCGUGCAAGAAGUGGCGGAUUUGAAAACACAGAGUACUACCAACAAGCCAAACUCGAGUUCCUUGGUUUGCCUAAUAUCCAUGUCGUCCGUGCAUCAUUCAACAGUAUCCGUAAUAUGCUUCACCAACAAAUGAGUCCAAAUGAGCAGUUACUUCAAAAUCUCCAACAAACAGGAUGGCUCACGAAUCUGAGUAGCUUACUGGUUAAUGCCAGUAACUGCGCUGAUCAUCUCAUUCGGGGACAUUCAGUUCUUGUUCAUUGUUCCGAUGGAUGGGAUAGAACAACUCAAAUAACGACAUUGGCUAAGGUUAUGUUGGAUGAACACUACCGAACAAUUGAAGGUUUCGAGCAACUUAUUCGACGAGAUUGGAUUGCAUUUGGACAUAAGCUUUAUGAUCGGCAAUCUACUGGCACUUCUGGAAACUGGGGAGAGGGUACCGAGCGUUCUCCAAUUUUCCUUCAGUUCCUGGAAGCUGUUCGACAUCUUCAAAGAGAACAACCAACUGCAUUCCAAUUUUCGCACGCUUAUCUGAUAAAGCUCGCGAAACAUGCAUAUUCUGGGCUAUUCGGAACUUUCUUAUUCAACUCGCACAAGGAAAAGAAAGAUGCUAUGGAGAAAUGGAAUGCCAGCUUAGUUGAGAUUUGGAGGUUCAUUGGACCACAUAAUGAAGAAUUUGUGAAUCAAUCGUACGAUGAAAAGUAUGUCGGAACACUGAAGCCAAUCAACCUUUCAGUACUAAAUUUACGUGUUUGGCAUGAAGUAUUCGCUGAUGAAGGAGAAUGUUACAAUUUAUUCUACAGUAAUAAGGACGAGCGUCCAUCGUCUGGAUGUGCUACUCCAAUAACCACUUCAUCGUCAACAAAUAUGGUGAAAAGCAAAAGUUCAGAAAGUAUCAGUUCACUGAAUGUCGAUGGAUCUCCUCACGUUGUUGGUUGUUCUGAUGGAACGAACCUUCCAAUGUCAGCAAGUUUAUAUCACCAAUCGAUGUAUCAAUCAACAAUCACUGGAGUUGAUGCAAUUGAUAGCGAUGGAUUGAUUCGAUACGAAGAUGAUGAACAGGCAAUGUUAAGAAAGAAGAAUAAAGCUCGAGAGGAAGCGAUUCGACUUCGUGACGAAGAAAUUGAAGAACUUCGAAAACGUGCACUUCUCGAAAAGGGAAUCAGUCCAAUUAAGAGAUAUUCCUGUAGUGAGAGUGAUACUGAACCAAUAGGACGUCUCGAUCGAGCUGCAUCCGAUUUAUCAAUUUUGGAUCCAGAUAGAGAACUUCCUAACUUCAGGCCCAAUACAACAUGGGAAGCCGAGGCGAAGAGUUGUUGUCUUUGUAAGAAAGAGUUCAAUAAAAUGAGUGUAUACGGUGAGGAUCGGCAACAUCACUGUCGGAAUUGUGGAAGAGUCGUUUGUGAAGAUUGCUCCAAACAACGAUUUGCUGUUGUUGAAGAAGGACAGAGCGUUCAGAAGCGGGUGUGCGAUAAGUGUUACGAAUCCAUGCACGAACCGGAGACGAAAAUGAAUAGAACUACCUCUCUGAGUGAUAUGUCCUCAUUUGAUUCAACAUCUUAUGGUCCAACAUAUUCACCUGGUUCCUCUCCUUCAUCCUCAUCUCUCAAUAUGCUUUCUUUGACGUCUCCAACUCGACCCCAGCCUAUACCCAUUUCCUGUAAAUCCUCUUCUAACUCGAUCUCUUCACCUCGUCCCUCACCUGGCGAAUUCAGUCGACACGGCUCAUCUCAAGCUGUGAAAGGCUAG